AUGCUUCGCUACGUCCUACUCGCCGUAUUUGUCGGCGUCCUCCACGCCGAUGUGUGCAAGCAACCACAGGGCCGCAUUUGCGAGGUGGACGUCUACAACUGCUGCGACAACAACUUUGGCAUGGCGCUGAACUUGACCAAGUGCAAUGGUAAUCUCUGGGAUCGUGUCAACUGCUAUCGUGCCGAGAUUGAGAACAUGUUCGGUACCUCUGUGGACGGAGGCCUUACCGUUUGCAGCGCAUGGUCCGACUGGAUGAAAUGCCUCGGCCGCACCCUUCAGGAUUGCGAAAGUGUCAAGUUCCACGUCAUGCAGGGCGCCAACUCCGGUCAGGCUAUCAACAUUUUCACCGUGUACUCGCAGAUCUCUUUCCUUUGCGGCCCCGGGCUUGACACAUACGUUAACAACGACGGGACGAUCCGAAACGUUUUUAUCAACUAUGCCACCCAGCUGCAACGUUGCCGGGACACCUUCUCGAACAACGUCAACACAAACUGGGAAAACCGUUGCGCCGACUUCCGAGAGUUGAUCGGCUGCUACCAAUUGCCCUUCCAAACCGGGGCCGGCAUCGAGGGCGGCUGGUGGGGCUGUGAAUACGAGCGUUCGGGGGGUGACCGCCUGGUUGCCCAGUGCUCCGAACAGUGUACCGCCACCAACAACAACAUCCGAGCGGCUGAAGAGUUGCCGCAA
This is a messenger RNA of Mesorhabditis spiculigera, 687 nucleotides long. The record is from the annotation of a GenBank genome assembly. NCBI's taxonomy places the organism in Eukaryota, Metazoa, Nematoda, Chromadorea, Rhabditida, Rhabditidae.